AUGUCGUGGUUUCGCGACGACGACGAGCAGGUGACGUGGCUGCAGCGGCUGUGCGCGCGCGUGCUGCGUGCGGGUCCGAUCCCUCGCCACAUCGCCUUCAUCAUGGACGGAAACCGCCGCUUCGCCGUCCGCAACAAGAUGGAGAGACUCGAGGGUCACGUGUCUGGGUUCGAGAAGCUGGCUGAGGUGUUCUCGCCGUGUCGCCAUGGCAACCACAAACACCUCGAGGAGGCAAAGAAAACACAUGAGCAGCUGAAGCGUCGGCUGCAGGACGAGUGCGAUCUGGAACAUCUUCGGCAGGAAGUCGCGAGCAUCCGGUCUCGCUUCCCCGACCCGGAAUCGGAAUCCGGCCACCCGUUAACGGGUUCCGGAACGGAAGCCGGAGCCGGCGAUACCGACGUGGAAAUUGAAAAGAGAGCAGGAGACGAUGACUCAAACAUGGAUGCCGCGCGACAUGCCAGCGACUCAAACAUGGCCGACGCGACGCCGGCUGGAGAACUCGGAUCGUACCGGCGAGCGAGGGAUGAGCGGAUCGACAGAUUUCUGCAUUGGCUGGAAGACGACAGGUUGCAGCAGUUGCAGCGUCUGCAGCAGCAGCAUCAACAACAGCAGCAGCAGCAUCAUCAACAACAGCAGCAGCAGCAGGUUCCUCUAGAGCCCCAGCAGGAGGGGCUCUGCGCACGCAGCUGAUUGCAGCCAUUUUUGGACCAUUGCAUCUUUAAAUUGACUACGUCACGAAUUUUCUACGGUGAUAUUUGUAAAAAUUGUUGCACCAACGGGUUGCACCAAGUACUAUAACGGGACUAAAUGUAUCGUCAAAUUCUUACCUGAUAAGAUUGUUUCUCAACUAGUUAAAAAUCCAAA
Messenger RNA from Priapulus caudatus, 864 nucleotides. RefSeq names its product probable serine/threonine-protein kinase DDB_G0280111. Gene Ontology annotation, biological process: polyprenol biosynthetic process. The record is from RefSeq and is a predicted model, not a curated record. Bases 1 to 690 code for a protein of 229 amino acids. Lineage: Eukaryota; Metazoa; Priapulida; Priapulimorpha; Priapulimorphida; Priapulidae. The transcript has 3 exons. Gene Ontology annotation, cellular component: endoplasmic reticulum; dehydrodolichyl diphosphate synthase complex. Gene Ontology annotation, molecular function: ditrans,polycis-polyprenyl diphosphate synthase [(2E,6E)-farnesyl diphosphate specific] activity.